AUGGUUGGUUGUCCGUCCGGGCUAAAGCUGAAUUACGGCACUCCCGACCCAAGGACUGUGUACCCCUUCGUGGGAGUAGACUUGGUUUUCGAGAAGAGGAGAAAGUCCAUCCUGAACUUGAAGGUGUGGGCUGGGGAUCUCGGCUGCUACCAUUGGCUGAUCUUUCUUUAUGUUACAGGAAACGUCGAGCUGGCCGCAGAGGCCUUCGAUCCAUUCAGACUUCCGCUGGUGGGGCCAAGUUCUGAUGAUAGGAUGCGAAGUGUGAUCAUCGGUAAGAAGUCUCUUCAACUCAGCCCCAACAAGAGAGUUGAUGUUGAUAGCAUUAGGUGUGUUGGCCAUAUUGUCAUCCAGACACAGCGAUUCGGAUUGAGCGACCACAAACUGAACACUGUUGCUUGCAACAGUAGGGGAGGCAAUUUCCUCGUCGGCUACCUCUUCUUAGAGGAUCCCAAAGGGGAGCCUACCGAGGCCGUGGAGGUCAUGGACGAGGUGGUAUGGACAUGUAUGGAGGAGGCGGCUCGAUGA
Molecule: messenger RNA, 525 nt
Organism: Clonostachys byssicola
Lineage: Eukaryota; Fungi; Ascomycota; Sordariomycetes; Hypocreales; Bionectriaceae
Source: the annotation of a GenBank genome assembly